GCCGCUUAGAUGUACGCCAGCAGUCGGAGGAAAUAGAACGUGCAAUCGGUGAUAUCUCUGUCUAUAUAGCUGCGGCAGGAUCUCAAGGAGCGCAUUUGUGGCUGUGAAGCAUAACCCUACACAUAAACGAUCAACAAUGGAAGCGGCAACAAGUACAAGUGCCAGUGUGGCGAUGGAUAUGAAACAUCCUUGGAUGGUGGCAGAACCAUGGUUCAUGGUCACCAUACUGGGACUAUAUAUGUACUUCGUUACUUCGGUGGGUCCACUAUUUAUGCAAUUCCGCAAGCCCUACGAGCUCAAAAAGCUGAUCAUAGGCCACAAUGUGAUGCAGGUGCUCUCCUGCAUCUACGUCCUUAGAGAGGUCUUCUAUCUGUCAGACAACUCCAUAUGGAUGUUCUGGAAAUGCCGCGACCUGGGCAGCAGCCCUGAAAUGGUGAAGCGCUACUUUCAGCUGUCAUACUUCCUCUUUUGGGUGAAGAUGUCGGAGCUCUUGGAGACGGUUAUCUUUGUGCUGCGCAAGAAGCAGAAUCAAGUAUCGAAUCUGCACAUAUUCCAUCACUUUUCCACCCUGACACUGAUCUACAUGCUCAUACACUACAACCAGAAUGGUGUUGCCGCUUACUACGUCGUAUUCCUCAACUCCGUUGUGCACAUCAUCAUGUACUCGUAUUACUUAGUCACAGCGGUGGCCGAUAAGAAAGUUAUCCGCGCCCUCACGCCCAUCAAGAAGUCCAUCACUGUGAUUCAAAUGAUGCAGUUUUGCCUAAUACUGACCCAGGUGGGGUUCCAGACUGUUAUUUGCGGCAUCUCGAAGGUAGUCUUAGUCUACUUUACGUUUGUUAUCACGGUCAUGUUGUAUGGCUUUUACGACUUUUAUACGAGAGCCUACCAGAGCCCGCCGAAGGGCAAGGGCCACGCUUCUGUGGAGUAAAUAGAUAAGUUUGAACAAUACAUGCGAACCAACAAGUUGA
Drosophila guanche is the source of this 971-nucleotide messenger RNA. Its product is annotated as elongation of very long chain fatty acids protein 7. Gene Ontology annotation, cellular component: endoplasmic reticulum membrane. The transcript is spliced from 5 exons. The record is from RefSeq and is a predicted model, not a curated record. Lineage: Eukaryota; Metazoa; Arthropoda; Insecta; Diptera; Drosophilidae. Gene Ontology annotation, biological process: fatty acid elongation, saturated fatty acid; very long-chain fatty acid biosynthetic process; fatty acid elongation, polyunsaturated fatty acid. The coding region runs from base 137 to 931 and encodes 264 amino acids. Gene Ontology annotation, molecular function: fatty acid elongase activity.